This is a messenger RNA of Fonsecaea nubica, 684 nucleotides long. RefSeq lists its product as hypothetical. Lineage: Eukaryota; Fungi; Ascomycota; Eurotiomycetes; Chaetothyriales; Herpotrichiellaceae. The transcript has a single exon. The record is from RefSeq and is a predicted model, not a curated record. Bases 1 to 684 code for a protein of 227 amino acids.
AUGUCUUCUCCACUGAAACCCAUAAAGCUCUGGGGCGAACCUGCGACUGCAAAUCCGGCAAAAGUCGCCAUCAUUUUAGAGGAACUGCAGAUCCCAUACGAAGUCGUCCCGGUCCCUUUAUCCGAUGUCAAGAAACCCGAAUACGUCGCUAUCAACCCCAACGGGCGUCUACCGUCUAUCCACGACCCUAACACCGGCAUCACGCUAUGGGAGUCUGGUGCCAUUGUCGAGUAUCUCAUCGAAAUAUACGACAAGGAGCGCCGACUGAGCUUUACCUCCGGAACAACCGAGUUCUGGCUCGCUAGGCAGUGGCUCUACUUCCAGGUUUCCGGACAGGGCCCGUAUUACGGCCAGGCGGGUUGGUUCAAACUGUUCCAUCCGGAAAGGCUACCCAGUGCUCUUGAUCGCUACUUGAAAGAGAUUGAGAGGGUGGUAGGGGUGUUGGAAGGGCAUUUGGCUCGACAGAAGCAGGAGAGCGCUGGUGGCGAUGGGCCGUGGCUUGUUGGCAAUAAAUUGUCUUAUGCUGACAUUGCCUUUGCUCCCUGGCAAUACACGGUCGGCAAGGCCUUUACCAAGGACGAGUUCGACCAGAGCAAGUAUCCGCUGGUGGACGAGUGGUUUCACAAGAUCGCAGCUCGAGCUGCCGCUAGGAAAGUGUGGGACAAAGCUGAGAGUGCUGACUGA